AUGCGUCUGAGCCACGUCCUAAUCGCGACUUCGGUUGCUCUGUUUUCGAGCUCCGACAGCCUCGUCAGCGCCCAGGACGCCAUCGUUGGGGGUGCCCGCAAGCUGACCGUGAGCGAGCCGUCGCUUGUGCAUGACGCCUCUAUCUCGACCAAGACGACCAAGGAAAAGAAGGUGAUGUCCACUUGGGACGAGAGCGGAUCGGAUGACGAUGACAUGCAGCAGCAGCAACAGCAGCAGGAGAUCGAGUCCGAUUCCGACUCCGGAAGCAGCGCCCCCGCGACCAAGAAGGCUCCCGCUACGAAGACGAAGAUGCUGCCGGUUGUUGACUCCGAGUCUGCCAGCGACUCCGACUCCGGAAGCAGCGCUCCUGCGGCCACGAAGGCCCCCAAGAAGAAGGUCCCCGCUACGAAGACUAAGAAGCAGCCGGUCGUUGAGUCUGAAUCUGCCAGCGGUUCGAGCGGCGACGACAGCGACCUGGACGACCUGCUGUCCAUGAGUGGCAGCGGCUUCGACGACCUCUUCUCCCUGACCAGCAGCGAGCUCGAUGACCUGCUCAAGUCUCUGGAAGGCAGCGACGCGGCCGACUCCGAGUCGGGCAGUAAAGAGGCGACCAAGGCCCCGAAGAAGGCCAAGAAGGCCAAGAAGGGCAAGACGCCGGUGGAGUCUGCGUCGGGAUCGAGCGAGGACGGCAGCGACUCGUUCGACCUGUUCGCCUGGUCGGGAUCUGGCAGCGACCUGGCUUCGACCUCGAUGACUACUGUGACCUCGGAGUCUGCCUCGACUUCAGCCUCGGCGUCUACUUCGACGUCGGAAUCCACGUCGGGAUCGAGCGAGGAGGACAGCGACCUGUUCGGCUCGAACAGCGACCUGAGCGACCUGCUCUUGAGCGAGAGCGGCUCGGACAGCGAGGCUUCGGCUGAGUCCGCCUCCGAGUCGGGCGAGGGCUCCAGCUACCUGGACGGCUUGUUGUCGUCUGGCAGCGACGACGACCUGCUGCCCACGAGUCUUCCCAAGAAGGGCAAGGUUGCCAGCUCUUCCUCUUCCUCCUCCACCUCCUCUUCUUCCUCUACUUCUUCUGCGUCGUCGGCACCGUCCAGCGGCUCCUCGAGUGAGGAGGCGGCGACGGAGGCUCCUGCCAACAACCCCGAUUGCGACAGCAGCGGCUUCUUUGGCGGCAUUAAAUCGUGGUGGAAGAAGAACGUCACCAAGUCGUGUCCUAAGACGCGCCGCCUUCGACUGACGGAGUAA
Messenger RNA from Phytophthora sojae, 1248 nucleotides. RefSeq lists its product as hypothetical. Bases 1 to 1248 code for a protein of 415 amino acids. NCBI's taxonomy places the organism in Eukaryota, Oomycota, Peronosporomycetes, Peronosporales, Peronosporaceae. The record is from RefSeq and is a predicted model, not a curated record. The transcript has a single exon.